Monopterus albus (swamp eel) is the source of this 8135-nucleotide messenger RNA. RefSeq names its product glycine receptor, alpha 1 (gene glra1). Gene Ontology annotation, cellular component: postsynaptic membrane; plasma membrane. The transcript is spliced from 10 exons. NCBI's taxonomy places the organism in Eukaryota, Metazoa, Chordata, Actinopteri, Synbranchiformes, Synbranchidae. Gene Ontology annotation, molecular function: glycine binding; extracellularly glycine-gated chloride channel activity; transmembrane signaling receptor activity. The coding region runs from base 357 to 1775 and encodes 472 amino acids. Gene Ontology annotation, biological process: monoatomic ion transmembrane transport; chloride transport. The record is from RefSeq and is a predicted model, not a curated record.
CUGUCCGCGGUCCUGAACACAAUUUGGGUCUGGAUUUUGUGGAUUUUUCCCCGUUCCAUGCUGGCUGGCGGUGGUGGCGUGAGAGCGGACACAAGCGUGAUUUCAUGGCCAGUGAGGUCAUGAGCAUCCCGCGGCUCGGCACCGGCGACUUUGGGAUCUGAAACAAACACACACAGCGGGACAUUUUCGGUUCACCUUGGAGGUCAUAAAUCAUAACCAUACACCUUCCCCUCCCCUCUCAUCCUCCUCCUCCUUUUCCACCACUAAAGGGUUUUUUUCUGGAGGGGAAUUCAUCCUGUCAAGAGUGUGACCCCCACCCCCCGUUCAGCAACACCUGCACACCCCCGUCAAACAAAAUGAGACUGGCAAAAAUGUGUCGACUAAACGCGCUGGGGAUCUAUUUGUGGGAAACAGUGGUGUUUUUCAGCUUGGCAGCAUCCAAAGAAGCUGCGGCAAGGAAAGCUGCCUCCCCGAUGCCGCCCUCCGAGUUCCUGGACAAACUCAUGGGCAAAGUUUCGGGUUACGAUGCCAGAAUCCGACCAAACUUUAAAGACCCCAAAGGCUCCAAAAAUGAAGCUACUCACAAGAAAGGUCCACCUGUAAACGUAACCUGCAACAUUUUUAUCAACAGUUUUGGCUCCAUCGCUGAAACAACUAUGGACUACAGAGUGAACAUCUUCCUGAGGCAGCAGUGGAACGACCCUCGGCUGGCCUACAGUGAGUACCCAGACGACUCACUGGACCUCGACCCCUCCAUGUUGGACUCCAUCUGGAAGCCUGACUUGUUCUUUGCUAAUGAGAAGGGGGCCAAUUUCCACGAGGUUACCACCGACAACAAGCUGCUGCGCAUCUCCAAAAAUGGCAAUGUGCUCUACAGCAUACGAAUAACACUGGUCCUGGCCUGUCCCAUGGAUCUGAAGAACUUCCCCAUGGACGUCCAGACUUGCAUCAUGCAGCUGGAGAGCUUCGGCUACACCAUGAACGACCUCAUAUUCGAGUGGGAUGAGAAGGGAGCCGUGCAGGUGGCCGACGGCCUGACGCUACCUCAGUUCAUACUGAAAGAGGAGAAGGACCUGCGCUACUGCACCAAGCACUACAACACAGGUAAAUUUACCUGUAUCGAGGCUCGGUUCCACCUGGAGCGUCAGAUGGGCUACUACCUGAUCCAGAUGUACAUCCCCUCGCUGCUCAUCGUCAUCCUGUCCUGGGUCUCCUUCUGGAUCAACAUGGACGCGGCGCCCGCUCGGGUCGGUCUGGGCAUCACCACCGUGCUGACCAUGACCACACAGAGCUCUGGUUCCAGAGCCUCCCUGCCUAAGGUGUCCUAUGUGAAAGCCAUUGAUAUCUGGAUGGCUGUUUGCCUGCUGUUUGUGUUCUCAGCCCUGCUUGAGUACGCCGCCGUCAACUUCAUUGCCCGCCAGCACAAAGAGCUGCUGCGCUUCAGGCGGAGGCGGCGACAUAUGAAGCCUGAGUCUUGGCCUGUGUUGCAGGAGGAUGAGACGGGCGAGGGGCGCUUCAGCUUCCCCGGCUACGGCAUGGGCCCCGCCUGCCUGCAGGCCAAGGACGGCAUGGCCAUCAAGGGCAACAGCAACAAUGCCCCGGCCUCAGCCGCGCCAGAGAAGAGCAUCGAGGAGAUGAAGAAGCUGUUCAUCAGCCGGGCCAAGCGCAUUGAUACAGUGUCCCGUGUGGCCUUCCCGCUUGUCUUCCUCAUUUUUAACAUUUUCUACUGGAUCAUUUACAAGAUCAUUCGCAGUGAGGACGUCCAUAAGCAGUAGUCAAGAAGAGAAGGAGGAGGAGGAGGAGGGUGAAAACGGUGCAAAGAGGAGAAUGCAGAGAAACAAAAGGAGACAAGGAAACAGACAGAAAGAACAAAAGCUGGAGAUAUUAUUGCCCCUUUUUUCAUGCCAACCACCCUCUUUCCUUCAUCCUCUUCCCAUUUGAUCGAGGAUAAAUUGCUUUUUGUGGCGAUCACUCCCUCAGCCCUCCCUGACCGCUGCUAGACUUGAUUUGAGAUAUUUAAUGCUUUCUUUUCCUGUUACUCUCCUCUCCUGCCCCAGAUCCCAUCCCUGUUCCUAUAUCUUUACACCUCCUCAUUAAUCCGGAUCAGUGCAAUAGCAAUGCAGUAAAAUGCAUGAUAUAUGAAUGUGGCAAUAUAUUAAAGAAAAGAUGACAAUGAAAAAGUAAACAGACUUUUGCAGGCACAGUGAGAGUGGAUGGACUGGAACAAAAGGAGACAAUGGAUGAAGUAAGUCUUGUAUUUGAUUUUAGUUUUUUUUGUGUGUGUGUGUGAAGCCAGAUAUAUAAUUCAGUAUGAAAAGUGAUGUGGGUGAUUGCAAGAAGCAUACAGCAGUGUAACAUACCUAUAUAUCUAUCAUAAAUGGAAAAAAUAGGAACUUGCAGGCAUCUGGAAACUGGGGAUUUUCACCAAAAAACAGAAGGAAGGCAGAUCAGUGCUUCAGUUAAACAAAGGGGUGCAAGGAUCACGCAUUCUAUAUAUCUAGCUUUGCUUUAAACGUGUAUUGCAAGCAGUUGUCAAUGCUUUCCCUCCCCAACCCCUCACUGCCACCACCGCUAACGCCACCAAACCUUGAACUGCAGAGACACUUGAGGUUUGCAGCUGCCGCGGUCAAAUACAACUGGACACAAGGAAAAGAAUUUUUAAAAACACUAGAUGAGCAGUGAUGAAGAUGAGGCAAAUAUCUCACUUAUCUGUGGUCAGCGUGUUCCUCUACUUGUCCUUUAUUUGGUUCAUUUUGCAUUUGUUGCUUUCUUUGGUUUGUUUCUUCUUUUUUGUGCCAAAGAACAGGUUGCUUGUGGCUGUGCAUCGCUCUGCCGCUCUGACCUUUUUGUCAAGAGGAAAGGGGGAAGGUCUGAUGCCCACUGUGCCACUGAAUGGUGUCCCCUCAUGUGCUCCUUCUGGGUUUUUUUAGUCCUUGAGAUAAUAGUUUGUUUUCAUCGACUGGAGAAAGAACAAAUUGAUCCUGGACAGAAUAAAAUGCAGAUCCUCGUUUGCUUUCCUUGUUAUGUUCACUAGGACUGAAACAUAGAUGUUUACAUCUCAUUAGUGCUUCCUUGCUUUGACCCCACCUUAACAUGACCCCCAUCCCUGCUGUGCCCAGCUUAUGUAAUUAAACUAUACCUACAGAUUAUAACACCUGUUACACCUUAACUAUAGUUCCAACUCAUUCACAUGCACUAGUUGUAGCUGCAAAUGUCGUGGUUUGUGAAAAUCUACGCCAGCAUCCACACGGAGUCCACCAACAGGUUUUCUGUUGCCAGGCGGAAACAUUCAGAAGUCAGUUCUUUGGUGUUUUGUCAGAUUUACUUUGCACCAGGCUUCUCUAUGCAAGGAUUGGUAUAUGCAAUUAUGAUUUUUUCCCCCUUUACUUUGAGCUCCACCAUCUCAACACCACCACCUUUCUGUAAGUUAUUUCAUGCUAACUGGUCAAUAUUAAAGAAACUGAGAAGAUAAAAUGGUAAAAAGUGAAAACCGGUCUGGGACUUUUGCCUAGUGCAAGCAGAUUCCUGCACAGGGAAAUGUUUUCUUGUAGAAAUCAGCCAAACCUCUGAGCCAGACAGAACUUGGAAAGUGCAAAAAGCUGCGGGUCUUUCUUCUCUCUUUCUAUGUGAAUGGUUGUUUCAGAUUUUUCUUCUGUCAUCUUGUCAUGUCUGCAACGUUUACUCAAAAAAUCCCAAAGUGCUUCUGUAUUUUACCAAUGACAGAAAUUUACAGAAAAGUUUUAAAGCAAACGUAGCAAAACUGAAAAUUUCAAUUUUGUAGCAAAGCAAAACUUAAACCUGAUAAUUCAUACUUUCAUACAGACUUUCAGAUUUAUUCGAUUUUUAUUGCAUGUUUGUCUUUUGAAUUUCUGCCCUCGGUGUGUUCAGCUCGAGUGUUUCAGAGAUGUACAGUAUUUACAUCUCUUUUCACACCAAACUAAAAACCUUUCACCAUUUUUCAAAUCAUCUUUUUGCUUUCUGUACAAGAGUCAGGUGAGGAGAUUAAUUGAAGCGCACAGGUGAUUAGCCUAGCUUAGCAUAACCGCAUUUACAUUAUGGUUUCUGUGCUAAUUACGUAAUCAAGGUAAAAAGUGUUAAUUAGUGAAAGAUGGGGAGAUCCAGACUAGUGUAUAUGCUAAGCUAGCCUAAUAGCCUCCCAGCUGCAUACUAAACAUUUACAUAAAAGUGCUGUCUUCUUAUCUAACUUUGUAACGGAAAGUCACUAUAGUUUUGCACUAUUUCUUUACCAUGCAGGGUUUAGUGAAUUGCUUCACUGCAGCUGUUUGACCAUCCUGUCAAUGAAGAAUCACUUCAGUCAUACGGAGUCCAGAGUUUAAAAGCAUUCGAAUGACAUUUUUAAUGUGAAGUGAAAAAUGUUUCACACUUUAGAAAAAUGCUUCUUCAGCUGUAAUGCAAACAAACAAAAACCUUGACCUGGAGCAGUGCCUGCUCAAUAAUGACAUUUAAAAUGUAUUCAACUUUGCAAUAAUACUACAGUGAGGUGCACCACAUACAGGGAAACUGUAGCUCAGCAUCAGGGUGCCCUUGUAGACAAGGUUGCAAACCUGGAGGGACUUUUCCCUGGUUAAACAAAGGUUAGAUGUUGAAACUAUCAUUUCACUGGGCUUUUUUGCUUGGUUGUGAAGCAAAACCUAAGGUGUUUUUUGUGUUUCACAUGCUAUUGCUUUUUGUGGCUGUCAUGGACCAAAUACUUAAGAUUUUUGGAUUAUAUAAAAUCAUGUUCACUUUGUCUUUAAGCUCAGUAAUUGAUUGCUAGCUGCAAUUUGUCUUAUUAUUGUCAGAUAUACAGAUAUAUAACAUGUUCAUGAUAAAAAAAAUAGUCUGAUAUGGAACAUUUCCCUCCACAUCCUUGUGUUGUUUAAUUUUUUUCAAGGUUGUCUGAUUUAGUGGUAGAUUACUGAUCCUUUUAAACAGUUAAAAGAGAUCAAAUCAUUCAGACAGUGUGUAGGAGAUAUAUUCUAGUUGUUUCAUUCCAUCAUAUGUUUUAUAUUACAUACAUACAUUCCUCUGUUUACAUUUCAGCAUGUUUACUUCAAAGUGGAAGUGCCAUCGCUUCAAAAGCUAUGCAUCACAGGCAGCAAAUUGUUCCCGGAUGCUGUGGUGUGGACCUUUUCAUGGCCAUGAUCACCAAGGAUGCAUUUUACUAUCAGUAAUUUGGACAGAGUAGGUGUACAUCUACUGUCAUGUAUACAGUUCUAGGGAGAAACGGGAGAAAACUACCCUUAAUGUAGCAUAAACAUGAAGUGAAAGAUGGUCUUUCAACUAAAGAAUAGAAUGAAUCAGAGACAUUUAUUGGUACAAUUUAAAUUUUUAUUUUGAAGGCUGAUAAUUUGGUUUCUAAGGCCUAACGAACUAUGCCAUACAAUGCAAGUUUUUCUGUGCAGUAAUGUCACUUACAUGACAUUAGUUACAGAAACAAUAUUGUAGUAGGUUGAGUACUCAAAACCUAAUAAUCAUGCUAUUUAUUUUUACUUGCUAAAAAUGUUUCUUCAAAAGAGCAUUUCUUUAGUGAGACAAAUUGACCUUCCUUCAUGUUCUUUCUUUCAUACAAGCACCAGAGAUAAAGCGCUAACAAAGAGUUUAUCAUAAAACGGCUAAGAAGCUGAAAGUAGUUUGCUAGUAAUGUUGACAUUUGUGCUUACAUAUGUAGAAACUAUGUAGCAAAAUGUGAGAACACUACACACGGUAAACUAGUCAGAAAGCUAGCAAGCAUGUUCUUUGGCUUAGCAAAUAGAAGAUCAGUGUGCAACUCCCGAAUAGCACUUUGUUGAGACCAAUUACAACCUUGGUUUUGUGGCCUUUUUAUGCAGCAAGAUCUGGCCAAAGCCUUUAGUUUUCUCAAAAAAGUAGCUCAGAGAUGAGGCUAAAACAAGCUUGUAAUGUCAGCUUUCAUGCAUACUAAUGUAGAAGUGAUGUAGUUAAAUCUCAGAAAAGUAUGGUUAGCUAGUCAAAAAGCUAGCACACAUGCUAUUUAGUUUGCUUAAUUGGAAGUUGGCAUGCAUUUUUCAGAUGAUGGAGAGACAGUUUUUUCAAAAUGCAACUCAAAGCUAGCUCUAAAAUUUGCUUUCUAGUGAUCAUGGUUGGGCUCAUUGCUCAAAAAAUGUAACACAUUACCCGUUACUCCAUGUCAAAAGUAACUCCUUACAAUUACUAUUUAUAUUAGUUUAACGUCACAUCCCACAAACUGAGAAUGCACAGCUAAGGUUUCAAACGGGUUUUUUUCUUAAGCCUAUAAAUGUUUUUCCAGCCAUUGAACGUGGGCGCUUCCAUCUUCCAAGCUAGCUUACUGCUUCUGGUGCUGCUAACUGUGAUGUGUGGCAACGUGUGCACAUGCCACAACUACAAAUAUUAAAUCUAGGAUUUCAAAUCAGUCUAACUGUUUACACUACUCAUUACUGGGAAAAGUAGUAUUAUCACAGUAACACAUUAUGGCCCAACACUGCAAGUAAAAACAUAAAAGCAAUGUAUAAAAACAAAUGAAAAUUAAGCUAGUUAAAAAGCAAGCAGUCAUGCUAUUUAUCUAGUAUUUUAUGUGAAACACAAUCAGUGUUCUUGAAACAGCACAAGUAGCUAAAAAGAGUUUGUCAUUAUGAAGCGUGUAAGGUCUAAAUGAGAUGUUUGGAGUUUUUACAGAGAUCUUUAUCUUGUGUGUACAUAUAAAAUAUUGUAAGCACCAGAUAAAAACCUAACACUUUUUCAGGACUUUGGGGGCUCUGUUAAAAUUGUUAACAAAAAAUAUACUUGAUUUUACCAAAAGGCAGCUUUUGUGAGGAGCGGGGGACAGAGGUGGUUGCUUACUAUUUCAGUGCCAAAAUAAAUAGCCUAGCUGUUACUGUACAGUGCCGGUCAAAGGUCUGGACAUAUUUUCCAACUGAACUGAACAGACUGUGUGUCCAAACGUUUCACUGGUAAAUUCUGUUGACUUUGUAAUUGCAAAUGCAGAACAGCGCCAUCUAGAGAGGCAACAGAGUGACAUUACUGAUUUAAAAAACCCACUUCUUUCUUGCUCUGUUUGAUGCAGUGCCUCCUCUCUGGUCAUGGCCUGAACCUGACUGCAACAGCAGGCUCAGACUAAUUAGGCUGACUUAUUUUUCCCACCGUGCCAUAGACACUGCAUCUGGAAUAAAAGUCCUCUGUCCAUCAGCAGUCGUCCAUCUUCUAGAACGUUCAUACAUAUCUUCUUGUGCCAUAUGGGGGUUGAAUAUGCAACUAAAAAUCAAAGACCUACAAGCAUAUCAAGCAUUCAUUCAACCACCAUUAUCCACAAAGUAUUUUUUCAUGUUCACACCCUUUUCCUCAGGCAUGAGUGUUGUGUGUAUCAUGGUCAUUUUAGAGCUUUGUCAUAGGCUUCAUAUCAUUAUGUUAAUUAUUGUUAUACUGUAUGGAGCUGGGGGAGGAAGGGGUCCAUGACAUGAGACAGUCAUUGGGUUUAUAUUGCAUUAUGUUGCAAUGUGAUGCACUUGGACAAUGAAGGAUGUGUUUUGGAAGUUUACACAUUCUUAAGUUCUGAACUGGAUUUUGUAGCAUGGUUUGAUGAAUCUAUUGGUUUUUGUUUGGUUCUCUUGUAUUGUAUGUAUUGUACAAUCCACUGUGCUGAGGGAGAAGGAAGAAUAUAGUGACUCCUGAACUGCUGUGAAAUAAAGGAAAUAUUAUUAUUAUGAUUAUUAUAUUUAUUUAUUUUCUUUGCACAAGCUGGAAUGGCCUUAAUUUUGCUUUACUUGCUUCUAUUGUGUAUUGGCACCAAGUGCACCCGUAUAAUUUGCAGAAAUUAUGUCACUCAACGAUGCUUACAAUCUGAGAGUGCAGUUGAAAAUAAAAAAAGAAAAGAAAACCAAAUCCUUUUUAUUUUUCAUUAGUCAGAGAAACAUUAUUUUGCAUGAGUAUAAACACAAUGGCAGAUAUUUUGGCUUGUACAAUAAAAUGUGAAGCAAUUUGAAGAGAAAAAAGAAUGUACCAUUUCUGCUGUAUCUGUAUAUAUCUAAAUAUUUAUUGAAAUAUGUCAUACUACUAAUUCUAUUAACGAUUAAAAGUUUUCUGAACAAAAAUCUCCUUACCUGUUUUUGAACAUUGUCAAGAUUGUUGGAGUUGGAUCUUUUGCUUUCUGUUACUCGACU